AUGUCCAACCAAUCUAUCGGUAGUUUUAAAACCGACAGGUUCAAGAGAUGCAUAAGAUAUAAAUAUAAAAAUCCGGUGCAGAGAGGCCAAGUGGAGCUUGCCCCACCGACCAUGAUACUGGCGCUCUUGUGCUGCCUCCUCGUCCUGCUCCUCUACGGUUACCAAAGCUGCGCGAAACCGAGAAACUUUCCACCAGGCCCGCGAUGGUACCCCCUUGUGGGUUGUCUCCCGCUGUUCGAGAGACUGAGGAGGGAGUCGGGCUACGUGCACCUGAGCUUCCUCGCGCUGUCUGCGAGGCACGGCCCGGUCCUCGGGCUGAAGCUCGGCAAGCAAAAGUUCGUGGUCGUCCACACGGCCGAGCUCGUGAAAAGGGCCCUCCUCAGGGACGAGUUCAACGGCCGGCCCAACGGCUUCUUCUUCAAGACUCGGGCCUUUGGCAAGGACCUAGGUAUUCUCUUCACGGAGGGCCCCCAGUGGGCCCAGCACCGUAGGUUCACGAUGCGCCACCUGAGGGGCUUCGGGUACGGCACGAGGGCCAUGGCCGAGCUGCUCCGCGCCGAGGUGGACGAGUUCAUCGGUCACUUGGUCGGGUGGAGCGCGAGAGGGCCGGUGCCGAUGCACGGGGUGUUCGACGUGCCGACCUUGAACACCUUGUGGGCCAUGUUCGCGGGGCAUAGGUUUGACUACGAGGACGCGAAACUACGGAGGAUCCUCGAAGUGGUGCACGAGGUGUUUCGGCUGAACGACACCCUGGGGGGCAAAUUGUCGGAGAUGCCGUGGCUGAGGUGGCUGGCGCCGGGGCUGUCGGGCUACAGGGACCUCGUGGCCCAGUUGAGGCUCAUGUGGGGCUUUUUGGACGAGGAGAUAGCAGAGCACGAGCGGAGCCUGCCGGCUUGUGGCCAGCCGCGGGAUCUCAUCGACGCGUUUCUGAUGGAAAUCGAGAAGCGCGCGGGUCCGGCGCCAACCGGGGCACACAUAUUCGAUCGGGAGAAUUUGCUGAUACUGUGCUUCGAUCUCUUCCUCGCUGGCUCGAAGACGACGACCGAUUCUCUGGCUACGAUCUUUUGCUUCCUCGGGGCUAACCUCGAGUGGCUGGAGUACUGCAGGGCCGAGCUCGACGUGGUCGUCGGACGGGACAGGGUGCCCGCGGUGGCUGACAUGCCGGCUUUGCCGAGAAACCAAGCUUUCGUUGCCGAAGUGCAGAGAAGGGUCACGAUGAGCCCACUGGGGAUAACGCACAAGGCGACCAAGGAUACGAUGUUCGAGGGGCACUUUAUCCCGAAGGACACGAACAUCGUAUUGAACUUGUACUCCUACAACAUGGACCCGGUUAUCUGGAAAAACCCCAAAAAGUUCGACCCAGGGAGGUUUUUGAACGAAAAGGGAGAAUUCUUGCACUCCAACCCGGCCAUUCCGUACGGACUCGGAAAACGACGAUGUAUCGGGGAAGGAAUGGCCCGGCAGUCGCUCUUUUUGUUCUUUGUCAGUGUGAUCCACCACUUUGACUUGGACGUUUCCGAGGAACACGGCGUACCCAACCAGAACGGCGAGGAUGGCUUCGUCGUCGCCCCCAAACCUUUUUAUCUAAAGCUCACGCCGCGGACCAGAUGAUGCGUCGCAAUUUUCAUGAACAUACAUCGCUUUUUUCGUUGUAAAAUGUAAUAAUCGAGCUUUGAAACGCUUGCACGCCCUUUUAUACAAACCCUAAAUUUACCAAAAAAAUUAAUAAUCAUCAAGUACGCAAGUAAA
Molecule: messenger RNA, 1749 nt
Organism: Copidosoma floridanum
Lineage: Eukaryota; Metazoa; Arthropoda; Insecta; Hymenoptera; Encyrtidae
Product: methyl farnesoate epoxidase
Biological process (GO): xenobiotic metabolic process
Cellular component (GO): intracellular membrane-bounded organelle; cytoplasm
Molecular function (GO): steroid hydroxylase activity; oxidoreductase activity, acting on paired donors, with incorporation or reduction of molecular oxygen, reduced flavin or flavoprotein as one donor, and incorporation of one atom of oxygen; iron ion binding
Source: RefSeq, a predicted model, not a curated record